Messenger RNA from Acanthamoeba castellanii str. Neff, 1809 nucleotides. RefSeq names its product acylCoA dehydrogenase, middle domain containing protein. Gene Ontology annotation, cellular component: peroxisome. Gene Ontology annotation, molecular function: acyl-CoA oxidase activity; FAD binding; fatty acid binding. Bases 1 to 1809 code for a protein of 602 amino acids. NCBI's taxonomy places the organism in Eukaryota, Discosea, Longamoebia, Acanthamoebidae. Gene Ontology annotation, biological process: fatty acid beta-oxidation using acyl-CoA oxidase; lipid homeostasis. The record is from RefSeq and is a predicted model, not a curated record. The transcript is spliced from 12 exons.
AUGCGCCAGCGCUUCAGGGCCUUCGCCAAGCACCCACUCUUCCUCGUCCAGAACAACAUCCCCCUCGACAAAGAGCGGGAGGUCGCCCUCCAACGUCUGCAGCUGAUCUGCGACAGCGACUUCCUCUCCGUGACCGACUUCAGCAGCAACCCCAAGCGCAUCUUUGCGGCGCACGAGCUCACGGGCCUCGUCGAUGGCUCCACCGCCACCAAGAUGACCGUUCAGUUCAACCUCUUUGGCGGGACUGUCUUGAAGCUGGGCACCGAGAGGCACCACAAGCUGCUGCUCAAGGGCAUCGACUCUCUCAAGGACAUCGGAUGCUUUGCCCUCACCGAACUCGGGUACGGCAACAACGCCGUGGAAAUGAGGACCACCGCCGAGUACGACGCAGCGACGGACGAGUUCAUCAUCAACACGCCCUCCGUGCUGGCGCAGAAGUACUGGAUCACCAACUCGGCCAUCCACGCCAAGUGGGCGGUCGUGUUCGCGCGCCUCCUCAUCCACGGCCAGGACUACGGCGUGCACGCCUUCCUCACCCGCAUCCGCAACGACGACCACUCCGUGUGCAAGGGUGUGCGGGUGGAGGACAUGGGCCGCAAGAUGGGCAUGAACGGUGUCGACAACGGCAAGCUCUGGUUCGACCACGUGCGCGUUCCGCGGCUCAACCUCCUCGACGCCCACUCGCAGGUGGCCAAGGGCGGCGCCUUCACCUCCUCCAUCAAGAGCGCGCGCGGCCGCUUCCUCACCGUGGCCGACCAGCUCCUGAGCGGGCGCAUUUGUAUCGCGUCGAUGCUGAUCGGGGGCUCCAAGACCUCCCUCCUCAUUGCCAUCCGCUACGCCUCCUCCCGCCUGGCCGUGGGUCCCACCGGCAAGAGUGAUACGCCCAUUCUGGCCUACCAGCUGCAGCAGCGCGCGCUGAUGCCCCUGCUGGCCACCACCUACGCCUUCAACUUUGGGCUGGACUACGUGAAGGACUACUUUGAGCGCACCACCGUGGGCGACCUCAAGGGCGACGCCAUGGCGUCCAAGUGGCUCGUCAUCCUCUGCUGCGCCCUCAAGCCCGUCGUGACGUGGAACGCCAAUGAGGUCAGCCUCGUCUGCCGCGAGCGCUGCGGAGGACAGGGCUAUCUGGCGUGCAACCGGUUCUCCGACGCCGUGGGAGGCGCGCACGCCGGCAUGACGGCAGAGGGCGACAACGCGGUCCUCAUGCAGAAGGUGGCCAAGGAGCUCCUCGACAUGCUCCGCGCCGGACAGGUCAACCCUCGCUCCCGCGACGACUCCAUCAAGCAGGACCUGAGGAGCCUGGAGUACCUGGGCUACCUGUUCGACCUCCGCUUUGGGCAGCGCCUGCUGGGCCUGGCCACCUCUCUGCAGCGCCAGCUGGGCGCGGGCCAGCCCCUGUUCGACGUGUGGAUGAAGCAGGAGAGCGACGCCAUCCAGGCCACCGCCAAGGCCUACGCCGAGCACGUGACCAUCGGCCGGUUUGGCAAGAACGUGGGCAGCAGCGGGCCGGCGCUGCAGCCCAUCCUGGCGGACCUGUACCGCCUGUACGCCCUCACCAGCAUCGAGAAGGACCUGCCCUGGUUCCUCUGCCACGGCAUCCUCACCAUCGGCCAAGGGAGGGAGGUGGGCGACGCCGUGCGUGCCCUGUGCUCGGCCCUGGCGCCCCAGGCGCUCCACCUGACCGACGCCUUUGGCAUCCCCGACUACGUGGUGCAGGCGCCCAUCGCCCUCGACUGGCAAAAGUACAACCUCGUCGACAACAAGGGCGAGUGCGUGGACUACCUCAAGGAGGAGUUCCGCCUCUGA